Grammomys surdaster is the source of this 10233-nucleotide messenger RNA. RefSeq names its product protocadherin 19 (gene Pcdh19). Gene Ontology annotation, molecular function: calcium ion binding. Gene Ontology annotation, biological process: homophilic cell-cell adhesion. NCBI's taxonomy places the organism in Eukaryota, Metazoa, Chordata, Mammalia, Rodentia, Muridae. The transcript has 6 exons. Gene Ontology annotation, cellular component: plasma membrane. The record is from RefSeq and is a predicted model, not a curated record. The coding region runs from base 1698 to 5135 and encodes 1145 amino acids.
GUGGCCAGUAGUUUGCGGCAUCGGGAGGAGGAGCAGCAACAGCAGCAGUAGCGGCGGCGGCUGGCUGAGAGGGGAGACGGGCGAGCGGGUGCAGACGGCAGCACCAGCUACCGCUCACCAUGCCUGGCUUGCCCGGAGGGCAUGGGCAUUCACUUCCCUAGCCCCUCGCGGGCUGCGGUGCAGUGUCCUCCCCGGCUUUCCAGCUGAGCUGAUUUACCCGAAACCUCCCACCCCAAACCCAUUUCUUCUUCCUCCUCCUCCUCUCUCUCUCUCUCAUACUCCACACUCGACUUCCCAUCCACACACUCACUCUUCCUCCCUUUCGAACAUCCACGGACAGACCUCCCUAGCGCGCGAGCGCCGGGGAGGGAGGAAGCCCUAAGCAGGGCGGACAGCGCUUCUCCUGGAGGAUGGGAUCCAGAAGCUUUGGCAAGUAAACUUUGGAGGCGACAGAAACCCUCGACCCUGGCAGCUGCCCAGCCGGACCCCAGCGACAUGCGGCUGAACUAAGGAAGGCUUUCUUUGGCGGCGGCGGCGGCGGCGGCGGCGGCGGCAGCGGCUGCUGCUGCGGUCCUUGAAGCGACACCCCAGCCCAAACCCAGGAAGGCGAAGAAGCCCCGGGUACCCGCGACUGCAGCCCUGCCUCUCCUGGCCGGUACUGUAGUAGCUUCCUUUCUUCACCUUCCCAUUCCCCGUGUCCCCCUCCCCCUUCCCCGGGGCAAUUGGAAAGAGCAGGACUUUGAUUUUCUUGGACAAAUUGCCAUCUUCCCGUUUUCAUAAACUUAAGGCGGAGGCCUGGGCUGCGUUAGUAACUUUGAUUUCCGAGAUAUAAACGCCCGCAGACCCACAACUGCUCUGUGGGAGGAACCCUGCGCCCACCUCGGAUCCUGGGCAGACGCACCCCCACGCCCUCGGACACCAACCUCAGCACCCGAGAGAGCGCUCUCGCAUCUCUCCCCUCCCCCUUCCUCUGCCCGCCCCGGGACAGCCCUCCGGCUCUGCCAAAUCCCCGGGAGCCCACGGAUCUUGCCAGCAACUCAGACUUCUGCCUGCGACCCCCCCCCUUUUCUCUAACAGGCCUCGAAGAGGUCAGAGUGGCCCCCCCGGAUCCCGGAGGGUGCGUACCAGGCGGGAGCUCCCUCCGCAGUGAGCUGGGCGCGCUGGGGGGAGGUCCUUGCGCAUGCCAGGUGCACAGACUGCGCGCUCGCCUGCCCCAGUGCCAGUGCGCUGCGGCGGGUCGGGCAGUGCCUGAGAGGCUGCGCCCCAACAGCCUUCCGCGUCCGAGCCCCAAGUACACUCCCGACUCUGCUGCUUGUGGCCGUCCGGGGCGUGCGAGCGCCGCUCGAACCGCAGCCCUGCGCCGCUGCGGCCAGUCCCGCCUGGCUAACUUUAAAAGGGGAAAACUGAGUAGCCGGGCUGGAGGGAGGGGGCUCGGGGCUGCUCGGCGCUCCCUGGGCACCCCGGAGCCCCCGGGCCCCCAGACAGUCCCUGCUGAGACCACUGCAAGCUCAGCAUUGGAGCCUGCGCGGGUUCAUCCCGCCCGCCGCCGGGCCGCCCUGGGCGGGACUCCUCCCGCGGCCUCCGGGGCCACGGGGCGCGCGCAACAGGCGGCCCGAGCCGGCGGGAAGCUGGAGCGCCGGCGGCGUCGGUCUCGGAGGGGUGUGGAGAGGCGAGGCCAGGCAGAGCCCCGCGCAGCCAUGGAGUCUCUCCUGCUGCCGGUGCUAUUGCUGUUGGCUGUACUGUGGACGCAGGCGGCUGCCCUGAUUAACCUAAAAUACUCGGUCGAAGAAGAGCAGCGCGCCGGGACGGUAAUCGCUAAUGUGGCCAAGGACGCGCGGGAGGCAGGCUUCGCGCUGGAUCCCCGACAGGCUUCUGCUUUCCGCGUGGUGUCCAACUCGGCUCCGCACCUGGUGGACAUCAACCCCAGCUCGGGCCUCUUGGUCACCAAGCAGAAGAUUGACCGAGACCUCCUUUGUCGCCAGAGCCCCAAGUGUAUUAUCUCGCUAGAGGUCAUGUCCAGCUCAAUGGAAAUCUGUGUGAUUAAGGUGGAAAUCAAAGACCUGAACGACAAUGCUCCCAGUUUUCCGGCCGCACAGAUUGAACUGGAGAUCUCCGAGGCAGCCAGCCCCGGCACGCGCAUCCCACUGGACAGCGCAUAUGACCCGGACUCAGGCAGUUUUGGUGUGCAGAACUACGAGCUCACGCCCAACGAGCUGUUUGGCCUGGAAAUAAAGACGCGGGGUGACGGUUCGCGCUUUGCUGAACUGGUAGUGGAGAAGAGCCUGGACCGUGAGACACAGUCACAUUACAGCUUUCGCAUUACAGCGCUCGACGGAGGCGACCCACCACACAUGGGCACAGUUGGCCUCAGCAUCAAGGUGACCGACUCGAAUGACAACAACCCGGUGUUUGGCGAGUCCACUUACUCAGUGAGCGUGCCUGAAAACUCACCUCCCAAUACACCCGUCAUCCGCCUCAAUGCCAGCGAUCCAGAUGAGGGCACCAACGGCCAAGUGGUUUACUCUUUCUAUGGUUAUGUCAAUGACCGCACGCGUGAACUCUUCCAAAUUGACCCACACAGCGGCCUGGUCACUGUCACCGGGGAGCUAGACUUUGAAGAGGGCCACGUGUACGAACUGGAUGUGCAAGCCAAAGACCUGGGGCCCAACUCUAUCCCUGCACACUGCAAAGUCACUGUCAGCGUGCUAGACACUAAUGACAACCCCCCAAUUAUCAACCUACUGUCGGUCAAUAGCGAGCUUGUCGAGGUGAGCGAGAGCGCCCCCCCGGGCUACGUUAUUGCCCUGGUUCGGGUGUCUGAUCGCGACUCGGGUCUCAAUGGACGUGUGCAGUGCCGCUUGCUGGGCAAUGUCCCCUUUCGGCUGCAGGAGUACGAGAGCUUCUCCACUAUUCUUGUUGAUGGGCGGCUGGAUCGAGAGCAGCAUGACCAGUAUAAUCUUACUAUUCAGGCUCGAGACAGUGGUGUGCCUAUGCUGCAAAGUGCCAAGUCUUUCACUGUGCGUAUCACAGACGAGAAUGACAACCACCCACACUUCUCCAAGCCUUACUAUCAAGUCAUUGUACAGGAGAACAACACUCCUGGUGCCUAUCUGCUCUCUGUGUCUGCCCGCGACCCUGACAUGGGUCUCAAUGGCAGCGUCUCCUACCAAAUUGUGCCAUCACAGGUGCGAGACAUGCCAGUCUUCACCUAUGUCUCUAUCAAUCCCAACUCUGGUGACAUCUAUGCGCUACGAUCCUUUAACCAUGAGCAGACCAAGGCAUUUGAAUUCAAGGUCCUGGCCAAGGAUGGCGGCUUGCCCUCACUCCAAAGCAAUGCCACAGUGAGGGUCAUUAUCCUAGAUGUCAAUGACAAUACCCCGGUCAUCACCGCCCCACCUCUGAUCAAUGGCUCUGCUGAGGUCUACAUUCCUCGAAAUGCCGGCAUAGGCUAUUUGGUGACUAUAGUUAAGGCAGACGAUUAUGAUGAGGGAGAAAAUGGCCGAGUCACCUAUGACAUGACAGAAGGUGACCGAGGUUUCUUCGAAAUAGACCAGGUCAAUGGAGAAGUCAGAACCACUCGCACCUUUAAUGAGAAUUCCAAGGCUUCCUAUGAGCUUAUAGUGGUGGCCCAUGACCAUGGCAAGACGUCUCUUUCUGCGUCUGCCCUUAUCCUAAUCUACUUAUCCCCAGCUCUUGAUGCCCAAGAGUCAAUGGGCUCUGUGAACUUAUCUCUGAUUUUCAUUAUUGCUCUGGGCUCCAUUGCUGGCAUUCUCUUUGUCACUAUGAUCUUCGUGGCAAUCAAGUGCAAGCGUGACAACAAAGAGAUCCGGACCUACAAUUGCAGUAAUUGUUUAACCAUCACUUGUCUCCUCGGCUGUUUUAUAAAAGGACAAAACAGCAAGUGUCUGCAUUGCAUCUCGGUUUCUCCCAUUAGCGAGGAGCAAGACAAAAAGGCAGAGGAGAAAGUGAGCCUAAGGGGAAAGAGAAUCGCUGAGUACUCCUAUGGGCAUCAAAAGAAAUCAAGUAAGAAGAAAAAAAUUAGUAAGAAUGACAUCCGCCUUGUACCUCGGGAGGUGGAGGAGACAGACAAGAUGAAUGUUGUCAGUUGCUCCUCCCUUACUUCGUCCCUCAACUAUUUCGACUACCACCAGCAGACACUGCCCCUGGGCUGCCGUCGCUCUGAGAGCACUUUCCUGAAUGUGGAGAACCAGAAUACACGCAACACUACUGCCAACCACAUCUACCACCACUCCUUCAACAGCCAGGGCCCACAACAGCCAGACCUGAUCAUCAAUGGUGUGCCCCUGCCUGAGACUGAAAACUAUUCUUUUGACUCUAACUACGUGAAUAGCCGUGCCCAUUUAAUCAAAAGCAGCUCCACCUUCAAGGACCUAGAGGGCAACAGCCUGAAGGAUAGUGGGCAUGAGGAGAGUGACCAGACUGACAGUGAGCAUGAUGUCCAGAGGAGCCUGUACUGCGAUACUGCUGUGAAUGAUGUUCUGAACACCAGUGUGACCUCCAUGGGAUCUCAGAUGCCUGACCAUGACCAGAAUGAAGGAUUUCAUUGCAGGGAAGAAUGCCGGAUUCUUGGCCACUCUGAUAGAUGCUGGAUGCCCCGGAAUCCUAUGCCCACCCGCUCCAAGUCCCCUGAGCAUGUGAGGAACAUCAUCGCUCUGUCCAUUGAAGCUACUGCUGCUGAUGUUGAGGCUUAUGACGACUGCGGCCCCACCAAGCGGACUUUCGCGACCUUUGGAAAAGAUGUCAGCAGCCACCGGGCUGAGGAUCGACCCAUCCUGAAAGGCAAGCGGACUGUCGAUGUGACCAUCUGCAGCCCCAAAGUCAACAGCGCUAUCCGAGAGGCAGGCAAUGGGUGUGAAGCUAUUAGCCCUGUCACCUCUCCACUCCAUCUGAAGAGUCCUCUGCCCACCAAGCCUUCCAUGUCUUACACCGUCGCCCUGGCUCCUCCUGCUCAUGAUCUGGAGCACCAUGCCAACAGUGGCGCCUCUCGUCCUUCUGAAGCUGAGCCCCGUGGAGCCGACAGUGAGAAAGUCAUGCAUGAGGUCAACCCUAUUCUGAAGGAAGGUCGCGACAAGGAAUCUCCUGGCGUGAAGCGUCUGAAAGAUAUCGUUCUCUAAACCCCUCUGGGUUCGAAGAAGAGAGAACGAAACCACACUGGCUAAUGAAGAUGUAGCAGCUGCUCAUUUUAAUUGCUCACCAAUGGUUGGUUCUUGAGUAGCUGCAUUGUAGAGCUUUCCCUAAAUGUAUUGUGUAUAAGUGACUAUCAUUCUGUGACAAUCCCUCUUGUUUCAACAGGCAGUAGGGGUGUUCAGUUGGAGCAAAUUAGCUUUGGCUUGAGUUGUUCAUGGGGCCUUGAUGUUGGGGAAACAGAGGCAAAUUCAAUUGUGAAAAAGUAUUAUGUAUUAAGUGUUUGAAUUUAUAUAUUUUUAUAUGUCAAAAUGAUAAUAUAAAUUACCAUUGUUUGUGAAGAAUUACAUUUAAAAAAGCAAAAAGAAAAAAAAAAGAAAAAAAAAAACAAAACAAAGCUCUGGAUACCUUUAAGAAGCUCGCCACUGUUUUUUGUAGUGUAGACAAGUUAUUGGUCAUUUAUUGUGUACUAUUCAUUGAUUCAGUGAUGUGAAAUCGAGCCCCCAAAAGGUUGUUUCUGAAGCUCGAGUACUUUCCAAUGCCGCUACUUUGCUGUCGAUGCCCCUGCUUUAAGAACCCUUUUGCUAGCUGUGCUGUUGUUGUAUUUGAUAUUGCAAAUUGCUAUGUGUGUGGUGAUGGCAAAAGGCUUUUAAAGGUUGAUGUUUUCUUUUCUUAAAAAAAUAAUAAAAAAUACAGAUAAAAACAAAAUGCGAACAAUGGAGGCAGCAAAUGAGUGAGCAACACCACACCUAGAGGUUGAGGACGUGGUGGAUAUUCACAUGGUUUACUCCAUGGAGUGAUUGCUCACCAACCUUGCAGAGGAUUUCUCCUGCCUUUCAAUCUUCUGCCUGGAUCUGUGCUAGAUCAUUGUAGAAAGUCAUUUUUGGAUUUGCUGCUAUCUAAUUUGCAGUUGUCAGAAAUACUGUGCUGAAAAUUUUAUGAGAUACAUUAUUUUUUUUUCUAAUUUUCAGGCCCUGCACAGGAAAGUUACUCCUGAAGUUAUCAGUUUUCAGGCUGAGAAAUUCCCUGUCUCCAGUCAUCUAAAACCCAUGUAACAUGACUGAGUCUAUUUUGAGAACUAAAUUACCAUCUCUUUAGACAUAUACUUUCUGAUUCAGUGUUUUCCCAAUCAUGAUUGGAAUAAGAUGGUAAAGCGCAUCAUGGGCUGGAAUUAAGGGCUCCAUAUUGCUCUUUAUCUUAGGCUUAUAAAUAAUGCUAGAGUAAGCAGUAUGAAGUGUACACAUAGGAAAAGACAGGUAAUAACAUCACUAAUCUAAUUACUGUGCCUUCUAAACGGAGACACUCAGACACUUGAACUCGUCUUUUUAUGACUAAUACUUUUUUGAUUAAAAAUGUGAACAAGAAAUUAUUAAAACAAAACUUCUUUAGAUUUAGCUAACUCUUUUUUUUCUGUAGGCUAGGAAUAUGCCUUUUAACACUAACAAACUGUACCUUCUUUUUGUUGUUAUUGUUUUAACACUGCACAAAUGCCCCUAUUUUAUCAUGUCUAUUAAUAUUCACUAGCCAACAUAGUAUUCUUGCAGCCUAAGAGUUCAUUAUUUAAAAUAAACUAAAGAAACAUGUCACCUUUCCUCUACCUUUGUCUUAAAAGAAUUGUUUCUAAAGAAACAAGAUUUUUGUUCUUCUCUCUUUUGUAAUUCAAGAAUACUUAGAAAGGCUAGAAGUUAGAGCGCUAGAAUUCAAAAGAGAAUUUAUUUUCUUAAGUUUAGUAGAUAACAGUCAGCUUUUUGAAAUGUUUUCAUUAUUUUUUACCUGAGUUCCUAGCUUUAUACAUUACUAGGAAUAUUUUCUUUUGUGGGAGGUGGGAGGGUUUUAAGGGAAGGGGUGGGUAAGGCACUGGGCAUGGGGUUAGGUAGGGGAGAAGAUUUCUGGAAAAAAAGACACCUAUAAUGAAGCUACAAAUUUAUUCUUAUUUCCUAUUCUGUACUGAAUACUACCUCAUGCAAAAUAUUGGCAUGGCUGCAAAUUUCCUCCCCCUUCCCCCCACUGACACAGUUGCCCUUCCAUCUUCUUCUUGCCUCAGUUAAUUUUCUCUCAUAUAUUUUCUCCUGUUCUGAUUUACUUUAUUUUAGUAGAGUAGAUUAUGAGUUAGGUAUUUAUUUUUGUUCCUCCAGAUGACUAUUUAAUUAACACAUUUAGCUUUUGACAAGUGUCCUUUAAGUUAGAAUGACUGCCUAUAGAAUUUCGACUGCUCUUCACCGUGAUCUAUCUGAGAGUAUCUUGUUAGUUAGUGCCUCAAGGUCACUUUGUAGUCAGACUGGACAGUUUUCUACAGGUGUAUUUCUUACUAGGGAGUUUGAAAGAUUGUGGAAAAUGGAAAUGGAAGGAUGGAACGUAGAGCAGCCACUGCCUGCAACAGUCUUACCAGCCACUUAAAAACACAGCAGUGGCAUUAACUUUUUUUUAAACCUUUUUUUAAAGCAACUAAUUUCUUAAAGCAAUUUCUUAAGUUAUCCCCAGAAUUUAUGUUCAAGCUUUAGAUUCAUCCUUUUACCCUAUCUAUAAAAUCAUUGUUCUCAGUGGGCAGUCAGCAUUUUUUUUCAGUUUCCAAACUAUUUACUAUGUUCAGAGAAUUUUUCUCACUAAGGAAAUUCCGCGCCCCCCUUCCGAUUAUCUGAUGGAAGUGCAAGUGCAUCCUAGGAGGGCUUUGUAGGCAGGUUCUACAGGCAGGCUGUGCUUGCAAAUAGGACUUUUGCACAAGGGUCUUAAAUUUCCCAUCAAAGUGGGAUUCUUCCCCUCCCUUUUUAACAUAUGUGAUAAAAAGGUACCUAGGCCAAUGGGGCAAAUAUCUUUUCCUUUUUUUUCCUGCAAACAUGUUACACACUUAAGCAAGUGGGAACAAUUUUAGUUCCCAAGUCCUAGGGAGUCCAAUUCUACUUAUUCUGAUGUCCCUAGAUCAUGAAGUGUAACAUGCUUAAAAUUUUUCUGGCCAGGUAAACGUCUUUAUUCAGUAUAGGGAAUCUAGUUUGCAUUGAUUGAUUGCUUUCUCACAAACAUAGGAACAUGCUAUUCAGUAAGAAAUUGGGAGAACUGCUCCACAGUGUCCUAUGGAAACUUUUCUUUCCCUAUGCAGACUAGUAAAUGAACCUGUUCAGAAUGAAACUUAGUGUUCCAUUGAUCCUCUGAAGCCAGUAGAAAAAGUGAAGGUUUAUCUUGGUACUGAAUAGAUAGUGGGCUUUGGAAUUCAGUACUUCCUGCAGAACAGUGCUUCUCAAAAUACUGUCUCAGAGCAACAUCACUUAGGAACUUGUUAGAAAUGAUAAUUCUAUACCCCUGCCUAGAAUGACUGUAUAAGAAAUACUGAGGAUCUGGCCCAGAAAUCCAUAUAAGUCAGAGGCCCGCUCAAGUUUGAGGGCUUGUUAAAGCACAGGUUUGUAGAGCCUAAUCCUUAGAAUUUUUAUUCAGUUGUUUUGGAGUAGGAUCUCUUUUCCUAUCUACAGAUGCCUAGGAGAUACUGAGGAGACAAUGCUCCAGAGGAAACUUGCCUCAUAGGAUUAACUGCAUCUAAAGUGGCCAUUUAUACACACUUGUUGAUGUGGUGACCAACUGACCACUAAUGAACUCUGAAACUGGAAAGUACCUUCCAGAUCCUGUCAUCUCAGCAUAUGGCUGGUAGAGGAGAAUUCAAACGACUUUUUCCUCUAUACCUACCAUUUCACUCAAAAGCAAACACAAAUGGUCCACUUGAAGUAGCAAAGACAAGAGGCAGUUUGGGGAGAGGCAAGGAUGGAAGGGAUAGCUUUUUUGGGCAUUCAAGGUGGAGUAGGAUUAUUACUGUACAUAAUCCAUUUUAUGGGGAACAUUUUGAUGUCAAAUGUUUCCCCCAGGCACUCUCAGCAAGUCUGGUCCACUUGGCUCUUUUCACAGGGUAAUAAGACCCUUCUGACUUUGACAAACUGGCAUAAAUGAGCUGAAGAAGUCCAUUGUAUACAGUCCUAGUGUUUGCCUUCUUGGUAAAAUUACAUUUUAAGGAUGUCAUUUCAUGAGUCAAAUUGUAUCUGCUGACACUAAAGUGUAUUGAGAUGUUGUUCUUUAGUUUAAGUAUGUAUCAAAGUAAUAUUCAAAGGGGAUGUAUGGGGGUGGGACUGGGACUGGGUGGCUUUAUAUUGAUAUUGAAAUAUUCCAGAGCAAAACACAUUGUCCUAAUGAAGUUGUUACAGCUCUCUUUGUUUUCUUGUGAAGCUGGAAUUGGCCCGUGGGUCACUUGUUGUGCAAAAGUGAAUUAAUUUCAAAUAGGAAUCACAUUGCUUUUGUAAAACAAAGAAAAUCAACCACCUUGUCUGAAGUAUAUGUUGUAAGGCGCUCUUGGUAAGCAACAACUCAGAAACACCUGACCUUGAUUGGAAAGCAUUGUAGGUCAUUAGGGAAAUCUGAUGAUGCUGACUGGUGUUCCAGCUGUGUUGGCAAUUAAAGAUGACCUUGUUACUAACUGAAUGUUGCUGUCAACCUUAGCAAACAAACCAGCUAACACCUUUACAGCACCAGUUAAGUAGAUGUUUACUGGCACUGGUUGACAUUCAGCUGAGGAAGGCUAAGACACAGACUAAUGACCAAGAGUCAGACUAGGUCUAGCUAGAAAUUCAGCAACAAAUACCUCCUUGUGCUCUUUGAAUGCUAAGGUAUUAGUUGCAAAAGGCUUACGCCUUCGCUCCUCUAGUGAGGGGAUUGAGCCUGAUGACACUAUUACUGUUUACCUGUCAAACCAGGGUGGCGAUUUAGAAGGAUGCAGUACAGUAUGUCUCAUUAAGCAGUCUCUGUUGCUGAUUAUAUGAAGAUGAAAUGGUUGUAUAUGCUGAUCUGUAUGUUAUGUACAUUUUCACAGUGAUUGAAUCAUUGUAAAAACAAAAAAGACAAAAAAGAAUCACCACUCUGUCUAUUUUAUGAAGAUGAUAAAGCAGCUUUAUUAAAUUAUUACGGUUCUGUUCUAAAUGGUGUUACCUGCCACAUUGUUUCCUUUUAUCUGGUGGUUCCCUGUUUUCCUCUUAAAUGUGUUUUCUCUGCUUCAAAAAUUUAAUGCAUUUUAGUAUUAAAGGCUAUUAUGGAAAAAGUAAUGAGUUUUUGGUGAAA